UUAAAAUUGAAAUUAUAAACUAUCAACAUCACACACUAUAUUUUCGUAUGUCUUUUGAUAAAUUUAGUUAAUAAUUUUGUAUUUUUUUUUUAUUUUAAUUAUAAAUAUAUAAGUUUUUAUUAUUGAUAUAUUAAAUUUAUGAAAUUCUCGACAACAGAAUAAUAUUCAAAAUGGGCUUAAUGGAAAAUAUUAAUUAUUAUUAUUAUGACUUGUCUGAUCCACGAAUAAGAGAUUUCUUUACAAUGGAUAGUAUUUGGUAUCCUAUUGUAAUUACAUUAAUUUAUUGUAUUGUUAUAUUUAAAUUGGCACCUGAUUAUAUGAAAAAUCGACCUGCAUACAAAUUAAGUACAUUUAUUAAAUUGUACAAUAUUUUUCAAGUUAUUACAAAUGCUUAUAUUGUUAUAAAUAUGUCAGCAUGUUAUUCAUUUUCUCGCUUUUUUGAAUGUCGUCCUGUUGUUUAUGACACAGAUACUUGCGGUAUGAAGAUUGUAAAAGUUGCUUACGUUACACUAUUGCUAAAGAUAAUUGAUCUUUCCGAAACUGUUGUUUACAUUUUAAGAAAGAAAAAUAAUCAAGUUUCAUUUUUACAUGUAUAUCAUCACAUGAGCACCUACUUAAUAGGAUUAAAUUUUGCAAAAUAUGUAAUUUCUGAAAUUUCAUUGUCGGUUCCAAUUUUAAACUGUUCAGUUCAUGUGAUUAUGUAUUUUUAUUAUUUCCUUAGUAAUUUUGAUGGUCCAAUUAAAGAAAUAAUCAAGCCUUUUAAACGUUACCUGACACUCAUACAAAUGGGUCAAUUUAUUAUAUUGCUUGCACAAGCAAUUAUUGUCAUGGUACAAAAUUGUGGAUACCCACGAGUUGUGAUAAUUGCUGUCAUAUUAAAUGCUAUUAUCAACUAUUGGCUAUUCUUUCGUUUCUACCAAAAAACUUAUUUAAGAAAAAAACAUAUUUAAUAUUAUAUAAUAAAUUUUAUAAUAAUUGUCUAUAAUAAAUAAGAGUACGUUAUCAUAAAUUAUGUCAUGCACUAAGUAAGGAACCACCACAUAUCAAACGUGAUACAACGGCGGCGAUAUCUUUUUAUAAUAUAGUAAUGAUAUAUAUAAAUUUAUAUAAAACAACUGUAUUAAUGAAGAUUAGACUUUUAUUUAAAAAUACAUAUAUAUAUAUAUA
This is a messenger RNA of Leptopilina boulardi, 1167 nucleotides long. Its product is annotated as elongation of very long chain fatty acids protein 4-like. Bases 171 to 950 code for a protein of 259 amino acids. NCBI's taxonomy places the organism in Eukaryota, Metazoa, Arthropoda, Insecta, Hymenoptera, Figitidae. The transcript has 4 exons. Gene Ontology annotation, molecular function: fatty acid elongase activity. Gene Ontology annotation, cellular component: endoplasmic reticulum membrane. Gene Ontology annotation, biological process: very long-chain fatty acid biosynthetic process; fatty acid elongation, saturated fatty acid; fatty acid elongation, polyunsaturated fatty acid. The record is from RefSeq and is a predicted model, not a curated record.